Molecule: messenger RNA, 2986 nt
Organism: Anopheles arabiensis
Lineage: Eukaryota; Metazoa; Arthropoda; Insecta; Diptera; Culicidae
Product: EF-hand calcium-binding domain-containing protein 1-like
Exons: 6
Coding region: 1246-2217 (323 amino acids)
Molecular function (GO): calcium ion binding
Source: RefSeq, a predicted model, not a curated record
AAUUACAGAACUAUGUGCUGGAUGCUUCAAGAAGAAAUGUGCAAUUCUAGCCUCGGUAGUACGUUAGAUACGCGAGCCGAAGUGUUUUCGGUUAUAUUGUUCUGCUCCGAAUACUUGGGAUUAUCACAUUUGAGCAGAGAUACACAACACCCGAUCAAAGCGAUCCCAAUUUUGAACGACUGAAGUACCAAUUGAAGUACCAAAAGUGUGUCCACCAUUCUGCUCUGAUUGGUUCAUAGAUAAGGAAAUUAGUGUUUUGAAUUCUGGCACUGUGCUCUGAAUGCUUCAGUGAAUAGCCCAAGUGUUUGCAAUUUCAGCUAUACCAGAGACACGCUCUGCCUAUAUUCAAGUGUUAAUAAUUUGUGGAUCAUGCUCAGAAAACUUAGAGAUUCGAUCUCCAAAGUCUUUCCAACUCUAGUGAUUUUCAAUUAUAGCAUUCUGAUCUGAAUGCUUCAGAUGUUCGUGUUGGAAUAUUCAAAUUCCAAUAGUUUAAAUGUUGUUUUCAAGUUCCAGUAAUAUCAAAAAUUCCUAGAUGUUCUGAACGCUUCAGAGAUACGUAUUAAAGAACCAAAGCGUUUUCAUCUUUGGCUGUUCUUAUCGGGAAGCUUCAGAGAUACACGUUGCAGGACUGAAGUGAUUCCAAUUGUAGUAAUUUGCUGUGGAUGCUUCAGAGAAGUGGAAACGACUGCUUUCAAUUAUAGCAUUCUGCUCUGGUCGCAGCAGAUACUCGAGAUGAAGCAUUCGAUAGUUAAAAUUCAAGCUGUUCCUCAAAAGCUUCAGAGAAACGCCCAAGUGUUUUCAAUACCAGCGACAUCAGAGAUACGACCAACAAGAUUUGAGACAAGAGAUAUGGUAUUCUAAUUCUAGCCUCAUGAUCUCAAUACUUCAGAGCUGUGGUACGUGUUGCAGAGGAUUAGAGGUCUCUUCCCGCUUCAUCUACCCACCGACGCUGUUCUGCCCGUUGCAAUCCGACACCGAAGUUUGCGCGCUUUCCGACGCUCGCAACGCCGAAAAGGACAAUCCGGCUCGAAGGACCAAACACAGCUCGAACGUGCAGAAGCCGUUUGGCUAUAAACAACUACAACAAAACACACACACCACGUUGCUAGCUAACGCAGCGACAACUCGGACCCGAAUAUUACCGAACGAGCGCCAAACGUCCCAAAAAAAAUCGACAAGGCAAAGCCAUAGAGCCCUUCAACAAAAAAGGGCAAAGAAAACCCGAAGCAAAAUCAGGCAAACGCAAUGAGCACGCGGCGGCAGCCGAAGGAGGGGGCCGGCCCGGAGCGGAGCGCGCUGGCGGCCGCGUUCACCAGCAACACGAAGGGUGGGGCAAUGAUAAUGAAAAGCGUUUCCAUCUUUCUGGCCAGUGGCAGGCGAGCUUCGGCCCAGUCGAGAGAUCCGGCCGGGAGCAGCAACGGUACCGCAGCGCAGCCGACCGGCGGUUCGCAGCAGGCGAAGGAGCACCAGGGCGCAGCCGGCACCGGGCGGACGACGAUCUCGCGCGACAACCGACGCAUCCUCGCCAGGAUGGAUGAGCUGAACGGCAAGCUCAACCCGAAGAUGCUGGAGAUGUACAAGCGGCGGACGCACUUUUCCAAGGUGGAGGUGGAGGCACUGUGCAAAAUCUAUCGCAAGCUGGUCGCAAACGCCAGCAUGAACUCGAAGGCACUAGCCGCCAGCAACCCGGGCGUAAUUGCCAAGGCCGGCUCCUCAAUGGACGGCAUCGACCGGUCGGUCUUUCGCGAGCUGCUCCACAGCACGUUCGACAUCGUGACGGAGGAGACGCUGAUGGAGCGCAUCUUCUGCGCCUGGGAGAAGGGCUACGAAGGUUUGCCGAUCCGGCUCGAGGGCUGGCUGAUGGGACUGUCCACCUUUCUCAAGGGUUCGCAGGCGGAGAAGACCGCGUUCUGCUUCCGCGUGUACGACCUGAACAGCGACGGAUUCAUCACGAAGGACGAAAUGUUUGCGCUGCUGCGCAACUGUCUGAUCAAGCAGCCGCAGGACGAGGACCCGGAUGAGGGCGUCAAGGAUCUGGUCGAGAUUGCGCUGCGCAAGCUGGACAUGGAUAAGGAUGGCAAGAUUUCGUUCCAGGACUACCAGGAAGCGAUUGCGGAGGAGCCGCUACUGCUGGAGGCGUUCGGCCAGUGUCUGCCCUCGGACCGGGCGACCAUGUCCUUCCUGUCGACACUGCAAGCCCAAGAGGAUUCCAACUAAUGUCACCGACGCAAAGGCCCACUUCAAACAUCUCCAAGGAAUACUUCUGCGUAAGAAAACCACUUCGAACAAAGCACAGAGUGCUCGUCUCUUCUUUCCAGACCUGCCGGGUGACGGUUUGUGCGAUCUUCGUCUUAUCAUCAUCACCUUCCGCCUGCCCACCGACGGAAACCUGCACCAGUUGCACGGAGUUGGACAGCAGUGAGAAAAGGAAGGAAAACAGGUCAGCCAUCCGUCCACCGCCUGACCUUGCCAUCCGUGCGCCGUCAGCACAGUCGUCAGCCCAAAAGUUAUGAUGCGCAUCGCCGCAUCGGCCGCACCUAAAAUCGAAGGUCACACAUGUUUUGGUUUGAGGCUGGGGAGGGUAGGAGUCAAGGAGCCCGGAGGUUCCGUAUCCGGAAGACGUUCGGGCUGUUUUGAUUUUGCACUGUUUGCCAAUUUGCCAAACACUUUUUGCUACAUACACAUGACGCACAUGAAUGCUUCGGAAGCAAAAACAAAAAGCUUUCGACGCGAUAGAGCUAGAUUUCUAACGUUGCUUAGGCAGACGGGUGGGCCCAGGGACAGAGCCAGACAGCGCAGGCAGCUCAACUAGGCUGUCAAGCAAUUAGCGAAAACGCCAAAUUAGAAAACUCACUAGAUGCAGGUACGACGGGUAACAGUAUCCUUCCUAGCUCAAGCCUUACGCCUUUAUAGCGAAACUCCAAACAGCUGUUGGGGUUAUGUUUUGUUUUUGAUGUACGAAAGAGACCAACCGCAAACUUUCCAA